AUGACUUCGUCAUCUUCGUCAUCCUCCGCAUCGUCGGGUGGAUCAAACCCAAAAUCGCGAGUACGACGUCAAAAAGCGAACUGUCGAGAACGCAAUCGUAUGCACGGCUUGAAUAGGGCAUUGGAUGUGCUCAGACAGUGUGUUCCACUCACCACACAACACCAGAAACUGUCCAAAAUUGAAACGCUUCGACUGGCCAGAAACUAUAUUGCGGCGUUGAAUUACAUUCUGCAAAGUGGCUCACAACCGACAGCACUCGAAUAUGCGCACAUGUUGAGUGACGGAAUGAGUCAAACGACAACCAAUUUGAUCGCAACUCUUCUCCAAGUGCAACCCAGACUUUUGGUCGCCUCCCAACAACGACACUCAUCGAAAUGCUCUGAAUACCAUCAACCCAGCUCUGUGCCACCUGCAUUCCCUCUGCAACAAUCACCCACCAACAGCGCUUCGUCUUAUUCACCAUCCUACUCAGUCCCAACACCGCAAUCCUGCACUGCUGCACUAAUACCGUACCCUGCAGCCGUACAGUUAUCUCCCUCCCCGUCCACUUCCUCAUAUUCAUAUCAGCAAUUCAAUUAUUCCACUCUGCCCUCCACAUCGCUCAACCUUCAUCAUCAUAACAUUUAUCCAUCAUCCAAUUUUGUCCCAUAUCCAGAAUGA
This is a messenger RNA of Anisakis simplex (herring worm), 660 nucleotides long. The record is from the annotation of a GenBank genome assembly. Lineage: Eukaryota; Metazoa; Nematoda; Chromadorea; Rhabditida; Anisakidae.